Molecule: messenger RNA, 3117 nt
Organism: Pochonia chlamydosporia 170
Lineage: Eukaryota; Fungi; Ascomycota; Sordariomycetes; Hypocreales; Clavicipitaceae
Product: nuclear condensin complex subunit 3
Exons: 2
Coding region: 1-3117 (1038 amino acids)
Biological process (GO): mitotic chromosome condensation
Cellular component (GO): condensed chromosome; condensin complex
Source: RefSeq, a predicted model, not a curated record
AUGCCUGCACAAACGUCAAGCCGGCCCACGAGGAAGUCGACUGCAGUAUCCAGAAAACAAUCAACAGCGACUCUCAACUCCCGCGCUUCUGUGGCCUCACGCGCUUCCUCAGCAGCGAUCGAAUAUGUUGACACUCCUGACAGUGUAUUGCGGUUGCAGAUUUGCGCAGUUUUCCGUGAUGCCCAACGCACUACGGCGACUCAUCGCAAACUUGUGGUGAACCUUCGUAAGAUUCACGAGUCAUGUUGUUACGAGCCAGCCAAGCCAACCAACGUCACUUCCAGCGAAUUCGACGAAGUGGCUUUCAACAAAGAGUUUGUUCGAUGUGUACUAAGGAUAAUGCCAAUUAAGAAAUCCGAGAAUGUUGGCGAAAAGUGUGUCAGAUUUGUCGGUUUUUAUCUGCGACAUUCCAACGAAAAGGACAAUGAGAUCUUAGGCAAUGUUGAAGGAGAUACCAGCUUAAUGCCAGAGACUCCAAGCACCAGACUAACGUCCGAAAUUCUUGAAGAAGUCUUACCACUGAUGACAGCUAAAGAUAAAUUUGUCCGAUACCGCUCAACACAGCUAAUAUCGCAAGUCAUCAACUCCUUGGAUGCCCUGGAUGACGAUCUAUUCCAGAAGCUUCGUCAUGGCCUCCUCAAACGAAUUCGCGACAAAGAGGCUAUGGUACGAUCCCAGGCGGUACUUGGACUUGGUCGUCUUGCGGGUAAUCAGGCCGAAGGCUGCACCAAUUCAGACGACAGCGACGAUAAUCAAGGAACGGACCUGCUGGGAAAACUUCUUGAAGUCAUGCAAAAUGAUCCAAGUGCAGAUGUCCGACGUUCGUUGUUGGUAAACCUCCCUAUUCUUCCCAACACGCUCCCAUUUUUGCUGGAAAGAGCUCGAGAUCAGGACGCUGCCACCCGAAGAGCCGUUUACUCUCGCCUUCUGCCUGCAUUGGGCGAUUUCCGCCACUUGUCGCUCUCCAUGAGAGAAAAGCUCCUUCGAUGGGGACUGCGGGACAGAGACGAUAAUGUUCGCAAAGCAGCUGGUAGACUGUUCAGAGAGCGAUGGAUUGCCGACUGUGCGGGAAUUCCCGAGCAAGAUGAAGGCAACUCCGCCGAGGCGGCCCCUGUGAGCUUUGAUGGAUUGUUGGAAUUGCUGGAGCGUAUCGAUAUCAUCAACUCUGGAGUGGAGAACGGUGUUGCCUUAGAGGCAAUGAGAGGCUUUUGGGAAGGCCGACCUGACUAUCGGGACGCCGUGACCUUUGACGACAAUUUUUGGGAGACUCUUUCGGCCGAGUCCGUAUUUAUGGCCAGGAGUUUCAAUGAUUUCUGCCGAAGUGAGGGCAAUGGGCGGUACGAGUCUCUCGUGGAAGACAAGUUACCUGAAGUGACUAAGCUUGCCUUCUACCUUGAACGCUACAUGCAGGUUCUCGUUGAAGCCCUUAAGAGGGUAAACCAACCCGGGGUUGAGGAGGAAGAGGAGGAGGACACAGUGGAGCAGGAGUUCAUUAUUGAACAAAUCCUCCAUAUCGCCCUUACUCUCGACUACUCAGAUGAAGUCGGCCGAAGAAAGAUGUUCACACUACUGCGACAAUUUCUAUCGAUUCCCGAGCUGCCUGACGAAGUCACCAAAUUGACGGUCGAAGUGCUGCAAUACAUAUGCGCUCCUGACGCUGCUGGUGAGCGUGAAUUUUGCAGCAUUGUCCUCGAGUCCGUCGCAGAUGUACAUGACACAAUUGUUGAUGAACCUCCAGCAGAUGAGGGGGACGACAGCUUCCACUCGGCCAGGUCUGAGGUGAGCCGUGGCAGUACUCCUACGAAUGACAACAAGAGAGGCAAGAACUCCGAAUUGAGCGAGGAAGAUGCUCGGGAGAAGGCAGUUAAGGAAAUCGUUGUCAACAUGAAGUGUCUUCACAUUGUUCAAUGCAUGCUGACCCAUGUGGCCGGCAACUUGAAGGACAACGCCGACCUUGUCUCAAUGCUGAACAACCUUGUGGUCCCGGCAGUGCGAAGCCAUGAGGCACCCGUACGAGAGAGAGGUUUAGUAUGUCUCGGCCUCUGCGCGCUGCUGGAUAGGUCCUUAGCAGAAGAGAAUUUGGGCUUAUUCAUUCAUUUCUUCAACAAGGGCCAUCCAGCGUUGCAGAUUACGGCUCUGCACAUUUUGACAGAUAUACUGAAUGUUCACGGUGCUCAACUACUCUCAUCUACCCCUGGCUUAUUGAAGGUUUACGUCAAGGCUGUCAAAGGCGGCGCCAAAGCACCAGAAGUUCAAGCGGCGGCGACGGUUGCCGCGUCCAAGUUAUUGCUAGGCAGAGUCGUGAGCGAACAGGACGCAUGCGAGGAGCUUUUGAAAGCCCUUGUCGUUGCAUACUUUGAUCCCUCAUCGGCUACCAACCAGCCUGUUAGACAAGCAUUGAAUUACUUCCUUCCAGUAUUCUGCUAUUCGAGGACAGCCAACCAGGAUCUGAUGCAGGCCAUCUCCCUGCAGGCAUUGCACUCCCUUCUGAACCUGCGUGAGGGAUUGGAAGAUGAUGACGUUGAUGUGGGCGAAGACAUGGUCAGUAUGACCACGAUUGGGGCCUGCUUAGUAGACUGGACAGACCCGAGAAAAUGCUACGCCCCAGGCGCCGCUCUCGAUACUGAGAAGAAAAACGUAAACGGAGAUGUCCAUCUUCGCCUGGGCCAGGACAUUAUGGAGAAGCUGCGAAGCAACGUAAACAAAGAGGAAAAGAAGCUGGUGGCUGGUCUGCUUGGCAAGCUUCAUGUCUCGUCGGGAUCAUCCGAGGCAAUGAUUCGAGAUUUAUACGCAGACGUAAGUGAGGCCGUUGACGAGGGCCUGCUGAGUGAUGCGACGAGCCGUAAUGCAUUGUACAAGAUUCAUGUCAGCUUGGGAAAGAUUGUCAAUACUCUGGACGAGCAGCAACCAUCCAAUAGGCAGACUAGUCGCAGCGUUUCGGUGGCGUUGGAUAGACAGCCAACAGAAGACAGGACAAUUAUGGACGAGGCCAAGAUCAAGGAGGAAGAGCUUGACGAUAACGACGAGGGUACCGUUGUUCUUAAGAAGCGAGAGCAAGAGUCGAUAGCAGGGGAUGGACUAUCUGAUGAGGAAGAUACCAAGAUGGAGGGCGCGUAG